Messenger RNA from Scutellospora calospora, 1067 nucleotides. Lineage: Eukaryota; Fungi; Glomeromycota; Glomeromycetes; Diversisporales; Gigasporaceae. The record is from the annotation of a GenBank genome assembly.
AUGUGUUUUGAUCGACCAGAUCCAUUAAAUCCACAUAAUUUAGCAAUGGUAUCAUGUCCCAUGGUAAUAGAAAAAGAACCAUAUCAGAAUUCAAAACGUGGUACAAAUAUGUUCAAUAUUACAUUUUCAUGUGGCAGUUCGGAUAAAACACUUUGUUCAAAGGCGCAACAAGCAUUUAAAACUGCUGGGCAAUAUAUUUCUGAUACAAUCGCAUUUAAUCAAAUGGUAAAUGUUAAUGCCACAUUCACUAAUCUUUGUGCGAUAAUGGGCGGUUGUAUAGUUGAAAGUUCUGGAGUAGAGGCUAAAGUAGUUGGUGGUGCAGCACCGUCGAGAAGCAUGUUAAUCCAGGAUAACGACGGUAUUUACCGAUUUUAUCCUCAAGCUCUUGUAAAACAACGAGGAAAUACAAAUCGACCAGAAUAUAGUGAUUUUGAUAUUACCGCUAUGUUCAAUAGUGAAAAUAUUUCUUAUUGGUUUCAAGGAGAUGGUAAUAUAAGGCCAGAUCAGACAGACUUAGAAAUGGUCAUAUUACAUGAACUUAUACAUGGAUUAGGGUUUAUGUCUAGUCUCGAUGAUUAUAUUAAUAACACACCAACAGGAUUAACACCUUAUAUCAUUCCAUCUGGAAAUAAUUAUCAUUUUUAUGAAGAUAUAUUUGAUAAGUACAUGUCCGUGCAAUCUUCAGGUCAAACAAUAACGAGUAUUACCAAACAAAUGGACGUUUUUGGUAAUACAACGUAUCCGACUCCAGAUAGUUUUGUAUCAGCAUUCGAAUCAUCAUCUCAAUAUAAUCUAGCAAAAAAUUUGUAUUCAGAAGCUACCAAACCAAAUUCUUUUGCACUUUUAUCUGGAUCCAACAAAAUUGUUCUUGAAACAUCGUUAACUCCUUAUAAUUCUAAAUCAAGUGUUAGUCACUUUAGUUAUGAAACUUAUAGUAAUACUAGUGAUUUUUUAAUGAGAUAUAUGAUGGAACGUGGAAUAACACUUCAACAAUAUGUACAAAUGGGUGGGAAUUAUAAAAAUGGUCCAAUAGGUCCAAAAUUAAGAUCACUUCUUCAGAAUAUAGG